UUCGUCGGCUGGCCGGAACACCAAGCGCAUUCUUCCUGGUUCCGCAAAACCCGCCGAGCAAGCACAGUCCAAAGCACUGCACUCAACCUCAAUCACAAAAACUCGCAAUCGUAGCGAUCACGGCGUGAAACCACUCGCCCCAGACGCCCGCGCGCGCGACUCGAGCGCGCGGACGCGCGCUCACCUUUGCUGGCUCACAGGCACAAACAUCACAACUAUGGCCUCUUACGCUACCAUCCCGGCCGAGGCCGAGACCGAGAAGCCGCUUCUGAACCGCGACGUGCGCGUCAACCUCAAGACCGUCAUCGGCGGCGCCGCCGUCGCGUCGUUCGUCCUCGGCGCGCUCGCCGCGGCCGUCGUGAGCGGGCCCGCGCGCACGAACUCCGCCGCGCUCUACGCGCACAGCGGCUACCAGCUGAACGCCCAGACGCCGAUGGCUUUCUCGUCUGGUCUUUUAAAGGACGGCGCGCAUUGCAAGGGCGACAAUUUCUGCGCGAGUGGUGAUUGCCAGGGGCGCAACAGCAAGUGGUGCCUCGCGGUCGAGGACCACAACAACGUCCAUGAAGGCACGAAGCUCCAGCUCUACGAGUGCUCGCACCCGGUCGGCCAGACGUUCCAGGUCGAAAAGAACAAAGACGGCUCGAUGAACCUCCGCUACGGAAACACUGACUUCUGCGUGGACGCGCUCGGAGGCACCAAGUUCACGAACCACGGCUCCUACUUCGGGCUCUACCCUUGCCGCACGAACGGGUUCAACCAGGAACUGACGCACACCAAGAUCGGCACGCUCGAGCUCACGGAGUUCCCGGGGAACCUUUGCAUGACGGUGAAGAACGGCCUUCUCGCCGAGGGCUCGCACAUCGUCGGCGCGCCCUGCACCGGCCACGGCGGCCUCCUCGACCAGUUCCAGCUGUGGGACAUCGAGGGGUCCACGCCCGCGCCGGCGCCGACGCCGUCGACCAACACGUGCGGCAAGACCUGCAAGAGCAACAGGGACUGCGCCACGGGCGGCUUCCUCGAGUGCGGUCAGUGCAACCUUCAGCACGGCACGGAUGGCUUCCAGACCUGCAUGGCCGCGCCGACGACGCCUCCGACGGACGCGCCCCCGAACCCGUGCGGCAAGCCGUGCAAAGAAGACAAGGACUGUAACGGGAAGGGCGGCUUCUUCGGGAACACGUGCCUUGUCGCCGGCACCCGUUGCGCCGGCCACUGUGCCAAGCGGGACUAGGCGUCUGAGACGACCAAGCUCUCCUUUUCCUCCCCGCGCGACCCGACCUCUCCCCGCCCACUUUCGAGUAAUCUCCACCAAUUCUGAA
This is a messenger RNA of Pelagomonas calceolata, 1316 nucleotides long. The record is from the annotation of a GenBank genome assembly. Lineage: Eukaryota; Pelagophyceae; Pelagomonadales; Pelagomonadaceae.